Messenger RNA from Anoplopoma fimbria (sablefish), 4510 nucleotides. Its product is annotated as axin-2-like. The transcript has 11 exons. NCBI's taxonomy places the organism in Eukaryota, Metazoa, Chordata, Actinopteri, Perciformes, Anoplopomatidae. The coding region runs from base 440 to 2935 and encodes 831 amino acids. The record is from RefSeq and is a predicted model, not a curated record. Gene Ontology annotation, biological process: negative regulation of canonical Wnt signaling pathway.
UACAGGAAAGACCUAACGUGCGGCAUGGCAGCCUGAACCCGCAGGGAGGAGGAGGAGGAGAAAAGGAGGAGGGAGAGAAAAGCGCUAUUCCCCCCCCUCUCUCUCUCUCUCUCUCUCUUGAGUGCUUUUUUUUUCUCACCAUAAACCGACUCAAACCUGAACGGACUGUAUGUGGACGCGUCGCAGGAGACAGAACACUGUGGAUUAUACGUGGGGUUUUGUUUUUUUGUUGUGGAUAAUAAUUAAAAAAAAAAAAAAAAAAAAAAAAAAAAAAGGACAAAACAAGCGGAGUUUAAUUUGAGGAGAGAACUCGUGGAUCGAUGAGAGAAGACGGGCGGCCAGAGAGAAGCUCCCCCGCUGACAUAAGAGAGUGAGGAGAUUACAGUAGGAGCUCCGAGCAGGCGAACCAGCACACGGGCUCUCCGCCAGAGCCAGAGCCAUGAGCCGGGCGCUUGUGGACCAUAUCGCCAGCAGUUUCCGAGAAGAUGCUCCUCGACCCCCGGUGCCGGGGGAGGAGGGCGAUGCGCCCUGCUGCCCCGGCAAACUGAUGAAAGCCCUGGAGCCCCCCAAGUCGUUUCUGCUCGGCUCUCCUGGAUCCGCGACGCGCAGGAACGAGGACGGUCUCGGGGAGCCGGAGGGGAGUGCCUCCCCGGAUUCUCCGCUCUCCCGCUGGACAAAGUCUCUCCACUCUCUGCUGGGCGACCAGGACGGGGCUCUCCUCUACAGGACCUUCCUGGAGCGGGAGAAAUGCGUGGACGCGUUAGACUUCUGGUUCGCCUGCAACGGCUUCAGGCAGAUGGACCUGAAGGAUACCAAAACGCAACGCGUGGCCAAAGCCAUCUACAAGCGCUACAUCGAGAACAACAGCAUCGUCGCCAAACAGCUCAAACCGGCGACCAAAACCUUCAUACGGGAUAAUAUCAAGAAGCAGCACAUCGACUCGGCGAUGUUCGACCAGGCGCAGACGGAGAUCCAAGCCGACAUGGAGGAGAACGCCUACCAGAUGUUUCUGACCUCUGACAUUUACCUCGAGUACGUGAGGACCGGGGGGGAGACCCCGAACCACGGCAACCCCACCGGCCUGGGCGACCUGAAAGUGGUGUGUGGAUACCUGCCCACGCUCAACGAGGAGGAGGAGUGGAGCUGUGACUUCAGAGCCAAAGCGCUGGUUGGAUUGUCGGCGAAGGCGCAGAGGGCCACCACCGUGUCCAUGAGGGCGGUGGAGGUGAUGGAGAGGGGAUACAGAUCAUACAAGAGAGGAGACUCUCUCAACCCCUGUCAUGUGGGCUCCUUCGCCCCCGUCAGCAGCACCAACGACAGCGAGGUGUCCAGUGACGCCCUGACGGACGACGCCAUGUCCAUGACCGACAGCAGUGUAGAUGGCAUCCCUCCGUAUAAACUGGGCUCAAAGAAACAGCUACACCGAGAGAUGCAUCGCAACAUGAGGAUGAACAGUCAAGUUUCUCUGCCUGCUUUCCCUCGUACCUGCCGUCCUCCCAAGGAGAUGGUCCCAAUGAAGCCGUCGGAGUUCGCUGCCCAGCUCAUCUCCCGCCUGGAGAGCCUCAAGACAAAGCAGGACACCCUCAACUGUCUGGAGGAGAAGCUGCAGCAGAUUAAGGAGGAGGAGGAAAAAGAAGACACGGAGAUCAUCGGAAGCGCUCCCCAGCUCUCUCCUCACCCCUUGACCCUCCUCCCCGGCUCCUCUGACGAGGACCCCCAGGCGAUCCUGGACGAACACCUGUCCCGCGUCCUGAAGACGCCGGGCUGCCAGUCCCCCGCCGUCGUCCGCCACUCACCUCGCUCCAGCUCCCCGGAGCACAGGCCCAUCACGCGGGCAGGCUUUGGAAUCAAGACCCUGGUCAGGACGGGGCCCUCCAGUCCCGACCAAGGGGCCAGCUCUCUGACCUUGGGCCCCAGCAGGACCUUCGUAAGCCGGCAGAGCACCAAACACAUCCACCACCACUACAUCCACCAUCACGGCAGUCCCAAAACUCAGGAGCAGAUUGAAAGGGAGGCCGCCCUCCGAGUGCACGGUCUGUGCUCCGGCAGUGGCGAGUGCCAGCCUUACCAGCGCAGCCGCAGCCUGGGCAGGGAGAUGUGUGGGGCCGUCUCAACAGACAGCAGCGUGGGGCGUUCCAGCUCUCUGUCCAGGCGUGUGUGUCGUUCAGGGGUUGAGGAUGGAGCAGCAGAGAGGUGCAUGGAUGACUGCGGGCCUCUACAGCUGCCCAGCGACACCACAGACACCACCCAGAAUGUGCUGCAGUGGAUCCUGGAGAGUAAACGACAAGGCAGGCACAAGUCUCACAGUAACCAGAGCACCAAGAAAGCCUUCGGUGGCUCCUCCACGCAGACGCACACGUGGGGCGGCGGCGGAAGCUGUGGCCACCUACGUAGCCACCAGCCGGCCCAGCCGUUCAUCCAGGACCCAGCCAUGCCGCCCCUGCCCCCACCCAACACUUUGGCCCAGCUGGAGGAGGCCUGCCGCAGGCUGGAGGAGGUCUCCACCAAGACCACCAAGCAGAGGCAUCCAAUGUCCAGUCUCCAGCAAGAGAAGAGCCACCUGGUCCCGGUCCAGGCCGAGGGCUCCGCCCCUCUGUCUCUAGCCAAUCCCAGCCCCGCUGGCCUCGUCGCAACCGGCCCCGGCCUCCAAUCAGAAGAGUCGAAGGAGGUUAAAAAGGGUUUAGGAGGCGAGACGACGGUGACGUAUUUCUUCUGUGGCGAGGAGAUCCCCUACCGGAGGAACAUGAAGAGCCACAGUCUCACCCUGGGCCACUUCAAGGAGCAGCUCCGCAAGAAGGGAAACUACAGGUACUACUUCAAGAAGGCCAGCGACGAGUUCGAGUGCGGCGCCGUGUUCGAGGAGGUGUCAGACGACGGCUCCUUGCUGCCCACCUACCAGGGCAAGAUCCUGGGCAAGGUGGAGAGGAUGGAGUGAGACCUCCCCUAAUGUUGUGGAUUUUAAUCUGACUCUCUUCACACCUCCGUGGAUGUACUCCCUUCAUUUUCUCACACACACACACACACACGCACACACACACAGAGAGUUUGUGUCUCUUUAAGCUAAAGACUGUCGGACUGGAGAUGUCGUUGAAGGAAUGUUAACGAGGGUUUGGGCGGAUGAACAAAAGGAAGGAGGACAAGUUAUCGCUACUACAGGACUAUCACGUGAACAGCCCGCCUUGAAGUGAAGAAAAUAAAAAAAGACUGUGUGUCGCUGGACUGAAAACAUCUCUGCGUUUCCAGAAGAGAAAACUCUCGAGACUCUAGGUGAAUGACCACUCCUCAAAGAAGCCGGGCGAUGGGUUUAGAAUCUGAGACUGACAGCCUACCUGACCCUGCCUGUGCUAGCUUCUGCCCAUGGGGCACCCGCUAGCCUUGCCGCUAAUAUGUAUAUGCAGAUAUACAUGUACAUUGCAUUGUAUUGUGAUGCUCGUAUUGCUGUGUAAAGAUUUCUAUUGCUAUUUAUUGGAAACAUCCCUGCCCCAACCCUAAUUUGUUCCUCCAUGGACAAGCUGCUUGGAGUUGGAGAAACUUCUCCAAUUUCUCCACAUCUUUGAUUUUUUUUUAUUUUUUAUUUUUUUUCUCUCCUUCUGAGCAUCAGUUCUCAAGUAAAAGGAAAUGGGUUUUUUAUUUUAUUAUUUUCUGCCCCUCAUAUUGAACUGUAAACUUCAUAAAAUACCUCUUCAGAAAAAAAUCCACUCCUGUUCCUGGAUAUUUAGCGGGACAUCAUCUCCGAUCUCUUGGCUGGAGAGCUUACUGCUGAAGCUUUGAGAAUGGCUCUCUAUCACUUAAAAAGUUUGAUAAUAUAUUUACUACUGCAGUGCUAUUUGUGGCUGUGUCCCCAUCUGCUCUGAGUGUACUAUGAACAAAAAAAAAAAGAAGAAGAAGAAGACAAAUGCCAUUAACGUUUAAUUCCCAACUCUGGGACUCUGCCCAGCUCGCCUUGAUCUGUCGCGUCUUAGUGCCUUUGUUUCAGUGGCGCAGGCAUCGCACAAAUAGCCUACGUGUUAACGAAGAGGAAACCGCCCUGAACAGGUCCUAGAGUCCCCAAAAUGUGUUUACACCAAUAUUAAUAUUUACCAACAAAAAGCUCUAUAGUGUGCUCCCCAACGUGCUUACCUAUGUGAUUGUGUGACUGAGUUGCUUUAGAGUAGGGUUACUCUGUGUGUAUUUGAACCCUGCACUAUGAGCUGCAGGUGAUGAUUAUGAUGGUGGUGAUUUAUACACUAUGUCCAUAGUGUUUUUAAUUGAGUACAGUAGCUGUGCCUACAUGGAUUCUUGCCGUGUUUUACCCAGUUUUCAGGGUCCUGUUACUCCCUUGGUUUUUACAAGGGGCCUUAUGUUGAAAAGAUAUUUUUAUGCCUUUUUAGUAUCCGUUUCAUCAUGUUUUAUGUUUUAUAAUAUUUUUCAUGGCUUCCUUGGCUCCACUUGUAAACUGUAAAUUAUGCGUUCUAUAGAGCUCAGUUGAAAAGAUGCCUCGGUACUUUAAUUAUUGUAAUUAUGAAGAGAU